CUCGUUCAGCAUGUAUACAAGAGAUAUCUCUUAAAAACUCUUAGCACAACAUACUUGUAAAAUUACUCUCUCUCUUUUUUCACCAUGGAUGCUGAGGGAAAAGCAGAGGGGAAAAGAAUUCAGGAAUCAGUAAGCACAGAUUUAGUCCUUGAUAUCCAUAACGGAUUCACAAUAGAUGAAAGAGACCUUACACAACCUAGCAAGGGUCCUGGGUACUACAUGGUUAACGUAUGGAUAAACGGAGAAGAUGCACAAAGAACGACAGCGGUCAAGUCUUUUGGAGGCGUCCAUCAAUUCAAAGAAAGAUUAGCAAUUGGUUUAGAUUCUUCUGCUUACAAAUAUGUUUACAUUGAGUUGGCCAGAGGAAUUUGUACAAAAGAUCCUGGAACAUCUAACGGUACUGUCGUGAUGGGUCGGGCGAAGAUUCGAUUGCCUCCUUGGAACAGUGGCAACAUGUUCACUUCUAAGGUCAACCUCAUUGGUUUGAAAAGUGAUCGAAGUGUAGUUGUUAAGGGAUACCUACAUUUGUCUAUGCAACUUCAUAGAUAUCUUGCGUGAUAAUUAUUAGGGUUUUAUUUUUAUCUUACUUGUGUUUUUGGCCUCAACUGUUGUGUUUGGUUUUGAUAAGUUAAUUUGAUUA
Messenger RNA from Raphanus sativus (radish), 640 nucleotides. RefSeq lists its product as uncharacterized. NCBI's taxonomy places the organism in Eukaryota, Viridiplantae, Streptophyta, Magnoliopsida, Brassicales, Brassicaceae. The coding region runs from base 85 to 558 and encodes 157 amino acids. The transcript has a single exon. The record is from RefSeq and is a predicted model, not a curated record.